UUCCUGUCGCCGUCGCCGCCAUGAUCUGCGCAAUCUCCGGCGAGGUGCCGGAUGAGCCGGUGGUGUCGAAGAAGUCGGGCCUGCUCUUCGAGCGGAGGCUCGUCGAGCGCUACAUCGAGGACCAUGGGAAGUGCCCGGUCACAAAGGAGGAGCUCACCAUGGACGACAUCGUGCCGGUGAAGACCAACAAGGUUGUGAAGCCCAGACCUUUGCAGGCUGCAAGCAUUCCUGGACUCCUGGGGAUGUUCCAAAAUGAGUGGGAUGCUCUCAUGCUUUCUAGUUUUGCUUUGGAGCAGCAGCUUCAUACAGCUAGACAAGAACUUAGUCAUGCGCUAUAUCAGCAUGAUGCUGCCUGCCGUGUUAUAGCUAGAUUGAAGAAGGAAAGAGAUGAAGCGAGAGCACUUUUGGCUCAAGCUGAAAGACAAAUUCCUGCAUCAAUGGCAGGAGCUGCACCUACAGCUGUUGUCUCCAACGGGAAAAGAGCAUUUGAAGAUGAAAUUGGACCUGAUGGGAAGAAGAUUCGUCCUGGUAUCAACCCUGUGAUGAUUGAUGAACUAACAGAGUGCAAUACCAUGCUCUCUGCGCACCGUAAGAAACGCCAGGUUCCUCCAACUUUGGCAUCAAUUGAUGCAAUUGAGAAACAUACUCAGAUCUCCAGUCAUCCACUUCACAAGACAAACAAACCAGGCAUUUUGUCUAUGGAUAUUCAUCCUUCAAAGGACAUUAUUGCAACCGGUGGCAUCGAUACAAAUGCAGUGCUUUUUGACAGGCCAUCUGGUCAAAUUUUGUGCACACUUACUGGUCACUCAAAGAAGAUAACCAGUUUGAAAUUUGUUCCUCGGGAUGAGCUCUUUGUAACUGGAUCGGCAGAUAAGACUGUUCGAAUUUGGCAAGGAAGUGAGGAGGGAAACUACAAUUGCAUCCAUACAUUGAAAGAUCAUACUGCCGAGGUUGAAGCUGUUACAGUUCAUGCGACUCAGAAGUACUUUGUGACUGCUUCCAAGGAUAACACUUGGUGCUUCUAUGAUAUUUCAACAGGAUCGUGCCUCACACAGGUUGGUGAGGCUUCAGGAGAAGAGGGAUAUACAUCUGCAUCUUUCCACCCAGAUGGUCUUAUCCUGGGUACAGGGACCACUGAAGCUGUUGUCAAAAUUUGGGAUGUGAAGACACAGUCAAAUGUUGCAAAGUUUGAGGGGCAUGUUGGACCAGUAACUGCUAUGUCCUUCUCUGAAAAUGGUUACUUCCUAGCGACUGCUGCUCUUGAUGGCGUCAAACUUUGGGAUCUUCGGAAAUUAAGAAAUUUUAGGACCAUCUCUCCGUAUGACACGGACACACCGACAAAUUCUGUGGAAUUUGAUUUUAGUGGAAGCUAUCUAGCUGUUGGUGGUUCAGAUACAAGGGUUUACCAAGUAGCUAAUGUUAAGCUCGAGUGGAAUCUUGUCAAGACCUUACCUGAUUUAUCAGGCACAGGGAGAGUGACCAAUGUCAAGUUUGGCGCUGAUGCAAAGUACAUCGCCGUAGGUUCGAUGGACCGUAACCUACGGAUAUUCGGGCUUCCUGGAGAUGAUGACCAAAUGGGCGAGACGAUACCAUCGGAAGAGUGAUGAAACCCAUUGUACUUUCAUUUUCACCUGUGCGAACUGCUCCCUGCAGUGUGUUUUACCGGUGGCUGGGCUGGCUGAGCGUUUGGAGGCAUAUAUAAUGGGAGACAGAAGGUUCCUUCGCGGGAGCAGUCGUCUGGGCUUUGGUCGAUGUAAACAAAUUCGACAUUGUUAUUGUAUUUGUAGGCCUUACUAACUUCCUAAUGAGGAUACGAUUUGUUUUGGAGAUGAAUACAAUGCUUUAGUGCUCGACUUUGCAGACA
Molecule: messenger RNA, 1864 nt
Organism: Oryza brachyantha (malo sina)
Lineage: Eukaryota; Viridiplantae; Streptophyta; Magnoliopsida; Poales; Poaceae
Product: pre-mRNA-processing factor 19
Exons: 18
Coding region: 21-1604 (527 amino acids)
Biological process (GO): protein ubiquitination; mRNA splicing, via spliceosome; DNA repair
Cellular component (GO): Prp19 complex; cytoplasm; U2-type catalytic step 1 spliceosome
Molecular function (GO): ubiquitin protein ligase activity; protein binding
Source: RefSeq, a predicted model, not a curated record